AUGCUGUCCUUACGUUGGCCUUUCGAGGUCGAGCCUCUCCGUAUCGUUGAUUUUGUCUCUGCCCCUCUAAUCGACACUUUAGCUCGUCAUCUCUGCCUUGUGGCCAACUUUCCUGGUCCUACUUUGGCAUGCUUUGCUCCACUUUUCCGCAAUCCCUCCGGUAGAAUUAGGGUGUUUCUGUGUUUGUCCAGCCUCGUAUUCUUCCCUUCCUUUCUCUCUGGUCGGCUUAUACAUCGUCGCGCUCUCUCUCUCUGGCCAAUUUCCACAUCAUCUCCCUUUCCUUUGUUUUCUCUCCUUCCAUUUCUCUCUCUCUCCCUCUCUUUUGUGGACUCCUUCAUCACUUCUCUUUCCCUCUCCCUU
This is a messenger RNA of Protopolystoma xenopodis, 360 nucleotides long. Lineage: Eukaryota; Metazoa; Platyhelminthes; Monogenea; Polystomatidea; Polystomatidae. The record is from the annotation of a GenBank genome assembly.